Vitrella brassicaformis is the source of this 1509-nucleotide messenger RNA. Lineage: Eukaryota; Vitrellaceae. The record is from the annotation of a GenBank genome assembly.
CAGCUAGGACGAAAUUAUGUGUUGUCCAAACACAACGGCAACACGCCUCGCCACGCUGUUCAUUUCGGUUGUAGCGCAAGAAGCACGAACGAAUGGGAGGCGAGUCUGCUGUUCAGCCGCCGCCGCAGCAGCAGCAGGAGCAGCACUUCGAGAAUAAGAUGGCCAGUGACACAGGCCUUCCACCGUCCGGUGUCGAUGCCAUCACUGAAGACGGCCUGCCGCCGUUCGUUGAGGUGAGCGGUUUGUGCCUGGCAAAACCGACGAGUGUCGUACAUAUUUUGUGCUGUUUGUUGCAGGUGUAUGACGAGCCUCGACACACAACGGUAGGGUAGGAGAGGCGGCAGAAUUGACGUACGCCUGUCUGUCGUGUGUUGUUUGUUUGUUUGUUCCCCUGGCAGUGUGUCAAGAACGACUACUGCAUUGCGAUGAAGGUGCGCUUCCCCUGCGGCGAUACCACCUGGUACCACCGUCACAAGGAGGUGAGAGAGAGGAUCACACAGACAGACAGGCAGACAGACAGACAGACAGACAGACAGGAGGCCAGGCCAGCCUCGUAUGUGUGUGUGUGUGUGUAUGUGUGUGUGCAUUGUGUGGCAGGACACUGUGUUUGUGUUUAUGGGCAACAUGGAGAUCCACAACUGUAUGUGCCUCAAGAGUGAGUUCAACGACUCCUUCAAGCUCGGCGAGGUGCGCUACGCCGCCCUCAAGGACCGCCCCUACGUCCACAAGGCCACGGCCCUCAAGUCAGACACGCCCAACAAAGGCAUGUUCGCCAUCGAUGCAGGUAGGUAUGGCCGGACCACUCCACCAGUCCCUAUGUCACUCCGAAUAAAUCAAUGUGAUGUGGUCGACAGAGCACACCGGGUCGCCGCCCACCGUCAGUUCCUCGCCGCUCGCUGACGCUUCCCACAGCCUGGUGCUGGACCAGGAGAAGGUCCGCGCGUAUCGCCUGAUGCUGCCAGCCGCGUGCACGGUGCGCUUCAGUUACCCAUUCUACGGCCUUUGGGUGGUUGUGAGGGGCGGCAAGGCCACCAUCACUGAGGAGAUUGCUGAGGGCACGGUGGGCCGUGGCCAGACGAAGGAGGAGCCCCCGCGCGGCGAGUCGCACGUGUACCAGCUGGGUGAUCUCUGGUGGGGCUGCCCUGCGAGCAUCACUUACGUCAACGAGGGCACCGAAGAAAUGGAGAUCGUCAUCUGUGAGUGGAAGUAGCCUUGUGCAGACAGACCCACACACGAGGAGGAAGCCUGCUCCACAGGAUGUCCUUUGUGUUGUGCCGAUGGAGGAUGGCUUACAAGGCGGGCGAAUUGUCUGCAGCUUGUCAGGAGGGGUGUGGAAAAGGGCUAAUGCAUGAAUGGCAUAAGUGCAUGGUGGGUGUGCGUGGUGAGUGCGGACAUCACAUCCGUCGUGAGUGGUGUUGAUGGCCUGUGUGUCUUGUAUGGAAGAACUGUUUGGACUCAAUAAACGCUCAAUCACUGAGUAUGAUUCGUGGCUGUCAGGCAGACGUGACG